CUGCAGUGGUGUUUCCUGCACGGUUCCUGACUCUGGACUUGUAUAAGUCCUGAAUGGAGGGCAGGUUGUCACCGAUGAUCUUUUCUGACUGUCCGCUGUAGUCAGUUUCUGUCCAAACCAGACAGUGAUAGAUGUGCAGAGAACAGACUGGCUUAUUGCAGAGUAGAACUGGAUCAGCAGCUCCUGAGUGCACCCGGUGAGUGCAUCUUUUACAGCUGUGAAUAUGUACGGAGCUCCAGUGGAUUUAUCUUUUAAACACAUCAGCAGUUUGGCAGACACAUGGACAGAGGAACCCAGCAGCGGUCUGCGGCCUUCAAAGAGAAAUUCAGAGAUGAAGUACCUAAGCCGCUCCCUGCGUCUCAAUAACAACAGCAUCACUGACCUUCAUGACCUCCAGAAGACUGUUUGCCACUUCCUGGCUGAGCCAUCACAGCUUGCCUGGCUGGACCUUUCCUUCAACAAAAUCUCACACAUAGAUCAAGUUUUGAGCGAGCUGCGUGAACUGCGUGUGUUGUAUCUUCACGGCAACAGCAUUUUUAUUCUGUCAGAGGUGGACAGGCUGGGAGCGCUACCACAUCUACACACCAUCACUCUACAUGGAAAUGUCAUAGAAACUAACAAGGCUUACAGGAAUCGUGUGAUUUCUGCUUUGCCUCGGUUAAAGACGAUGGACUUCAGUGCUGUGACACGCCAGGAGCGAGUCAUGGCAAAGAUUUGGCAUAACCGCAGCAGAAGCAGCAAGGAGACUCUCCAGUGACUGCUGGUUCAUCUCCAUCGGGGAAGAUUCACCCAAAUGUUCUGUGCUCCACAUCCACUGCUGGAAAGCCUCUAAAAUAUUGAAUAAAUUGUGUUUGUGGUGAAA
This is a messenger RNA of Siniperca chuatsi (mandarin fish), 862 nucleotides long. RefSeq names its product leucine rich repeat containing 51 (gene lrrc51). The record is from RefSeq and is a predicted model, not a curated record. The coding region runs from base 224 to 757 and encodes 177 amino acids. Gene Ontology annotation, molecular function: protein binding. Lineage: Eukaryota; Metazoa; Chordata; Actinopteri; Centrarchiformes; Sinipercidae. The transcript has 5 exons.